AUGGAUCUUCGCGUCGACAUCGUCGAGACGAGGCUCUGCCUGUACCAUCGCAGGAGGCCGCCAGGUAAGUUCUUCUUCAGGCAAGUGCAUUUGCUCUGUUUCUUUCUAUUGUCAGUUGAGGUUCCGUGUCGUAUGCUGCUCUUGCUGCCUGUCCUCUAUAUGCUAGUCUGUCUGUUAAUAGCUAGAGGAAAUUCUCGAUGCCCGCUGCGACUGUCUGUCUGUCAGUCUAUGCUUCUCUCUGCUAAUAGCUAGGUGUUACGAUGCUUGACUUUGAGUGGUGUCCUCAAUUUUGUCUCUGACUGAUGACUGUGUCUGUUUGCCCAAUCUAGCUAGCUGUAAGUCCCAUAGUUAGGAUCUGUGUAUGGUCUCUCCUAGUUCACUCCAUCACGUCACCAUCACCACCAAGGUCCCAGGCUAAUUCGGGUCGUUCUCUCACUAACAAAAAGUCGUGGCCCAUAGUGGAGUCCGGCAGCCGUCUGGGAUAACCGGGCAGCCCUAUACAGGGAUGCGUUGCCUGCCCUCGCGAGGGCGAGGGGGCUAGAAAAGGUGCCCUAAAGAUCGCUGGAAACCACGCUGUCUGUAGGCUGGCCGUGGCCGCAGACAAAAAACACACGGUCGAAACAGCCAAAACGGAAACAACAACAACAGUCACUCUCUUCCUCUUCCAGCCUAUUCUUCUUCUUCUCUUCCUCCUUAUUUUCGUCGCCGCAGUCGCCAGACUGGCAGGGUGAGUCCGCUCACUCUGGCAGCCUGGAAUGUUCGUUCCCUUUUAGACAAUCCGAGGAGCAACCGACCGGAACGGAGGACGACGCUAGUAGCACGAGAACUGGCGCGCUACAGGGUGGACAUCGCCGCACUCAGCGAGACCCGAUUCUCCGAACAAGGCCAACUGGAGGAGGUGGGUGCCGGUUACACCUUCUACUGGAGUGGUCGACCCAGGGCAGAGCAACGAGACGCGGGCGUCGCCUUCGCCAUUCGGAACGACAUCGUGAGACAACUGCUCAGCCUGACGCAGGACAUCAACGAUCGCCUGAUGAGCAUCCGUCUGUCUCUCCGGCGGGGAGGCAAAUUCGCCACCAUCAUCAACGCCUACGCUCCGCCCAUGACCACCCCCGGCGCCGUCAGAGACAAAUUCUACGAGGACCUGCACGCCCUCUUGGCGACUGUUUCGAAGGCGGACAAGUUGAUUGUCCUUGGUGACUUCAACGCCCGCGUCGGCACAGACCAUACUGCCUUGAGAGGAGUGCUGGGUCCCCACGGUCUCCGCGGCUCAAACGACAAUGGUCUACUGCUUCUCCGCACCUGCGCAGAACACCGCUUUAUCCUGACGAACACGUUCUUCUGUUAG
Spirometra erinaceieuropaei is the source of this 1348-nucleotide messenger RNA. The record is from the annotation of a GenBank genome assembly. NCBI's taxonomy places the organism in Eukaryota, Metazoa, Platyhelminthes, Cestoda, Diphyllobothriidea, Diphyllobothriidae.